UAUGUAAAGAAUAGCAGAUGUGUCGAUGUAGGACGUUUGUAGACACUACAAGUUUUCAUCGACUGCAAUCAAGAUGCUUAAACCUAAACUGUAGAUAUUUCAUAAUUCAACUAUCUUACAUUCGGAUGAGGACAUAUUGUACUUUGUAGUGCUGGUAGUUUAUUAAUGUAUGCUGUUGAAAUGUAUUGAUUUCAAAAAAGAAAUGUUGUACUUUUUAUCCCACUACAGUUGUUUGAUUGCUUUCAUUCAUUAUGUUGCAUUAUUUUGAUUUUUCAUACCAACAUGAGCAAGCAGAUAAAGGAGUACUGUGGAGUAUCUGAGUUCUUAUUCUCCCAUCAGACUAGGUCCAAAAGUGGCAUAAAUACAUCUAUUUUAGUGGCAUUGUGUGCAGCAUUGUCCAUUAUCUAUACACUGCUUAAUCCUCAUUCGGGUCGUGGGGGGGCUGGAGCCUAUCCCAGCUGGGUUAGAGCGAAGGCAGGGGACACAUACACAGACAAAUAAGCACACUCGCAUUCACACCUAUGGACAAUUAAGAGUUACCAGUUAACCUCAGCAUGUUUUUGGACUGUGGGAGGAAGCUGGAGAACCCGGAGAAAACCCACACAUGCACCGAGAGAACAUGCAAACUCCAUGCAGAAAGAUCCCGGGACAUGAACCGGGCAUCUAGCUGCAAGGCAAAAGUGCUAACCACCGAGCCACUGUGCAGCAUUUUAGUUACCUAAAAGAAUAUUCUUUGAACAUUCUUUUGUACUGGAGUAAUGCUGAUUACAAUGGUGACAACUUAAGUUAACACCUUGGGUGGUGUUUGUUUAGUAUGUACAGGCUGGUGCGGUACAGGUGGAGCCUCACAUGUCCUGUGAAUAUAAGCUUAACCUCUACAUAAUAUUUGUGCGUGAGACGGAGGCACCACAUGUGAGUCAAUGAGGUUUGGUCGUAUGAAUGUAUGAGCUACGGAGAAGCUGUGGAGUAGAACGAUGCCUUUAAUGUCUCCCAGGUGGGUUGCUGGAGUUGAUUUUGUUCUUGCAUUUUAAAGUCCAAUGCAAAUACUGAUCACUGUAGCAAGGGAAUUUGCAUGUUGUUGCUAUAGCACUUAUGUAAUAUUCAGACUGUUCUCAAAAUAGAUGGCAUUUGAUUUAAAUUAUGAGAGAAAUAAUACCGUAACAUUAACAAACAGCGGGAGACACUCAGGAAUCAAACAGCUUCUUACUGUAAAGAAUAGAUUUUUCAUUAUAUAUGCAAGCAAGAGAGGCAAAAUUCCAUCAGCAUCUCACCGUGUCUCGCAUAAAUACAAGACACUAGUAGUUUUUUGUGCACAUACACAAGUAACACACACCCACGUCAUAGUAAUCUGUCAAACUUCAGCUCUGCACAAUAAGACACUACCGCUCUAUGUUUCCUAGGUUUCCCAGGGUGCAGCCUUAUCUAAGGUUACCUUGAGCACUGGAACAAUCCAUUCUCUGUACUGAGGCAACACAAGGCAGACAGUAUCUUUAUGCUUGGACUACGAGUUUCAAUACAUAUUCAAGCUUUGAGCAGACACAUUUUAAUCUCAUGCACAUGCUCAAACUUUCCACUUGAUUAUGUCAUACUCAGACACUGAUGAUUAAGAGUUAUUCACCUCUUAGUAGUGAUUUGGCAAAUUUUCCAUUUUAUGUGCACUACUGCUUAUUUCUACUGGUAACACCUGGCAUUGGUUAAGAUAGAGGCAGACAUUACACACCUCCUGUCUCAUGGAUGGCAGAAAUUAUUAUCUAACAAGGCCUCACCUGUGCAUACCGAGGGUGUGGCAGAACACGUGACUCAUUUGUGUCAACCAUCAACGCAGGUGAUUUGGUCCUCCUUUGAAAAACAAAAAAACCUCCACCUUGGGUAACCCCAUGGGAGACCAGAGGACGCUGCUGGGCCUCAGAGGUUUCCCUGGAGAGCUUACACCGUCACAUGAUUACUCGGCAUUUGAUGUGGAUAAGGCGUUUCCCUCGUUAAGUCUGGUUGUAUUGAGCAGUAUAUGCUUUGGUUGACUCUAAACCUGUAAACCAUAUUUUACCAACUCUAUUGCAAAACUUUAAUUGUAUAGUUUAAUUUGAGAUGUUUCUCGAAAUUUGCUUGAUGGUUAGAAUUACGCUAUAUGCAGUGGAUUUUUGAAAACAGUCGAUGAAAUGAGAAAUGUGCACUUUUGUAAGGCUUACAGUGAAUACACAUUUUCAUUAUUGUUCUUUUUAAUGUUUUUUAUGUUUGUUAAUUUAGUCAGAAUUGUCAGCUGCCGGACCAACAUGAUGACUCAUUUGGAAAUUUUUGCGUUUAUUACGAAAACAGUUCACCAAAAUGUGUUGAAAUAAGCAAUGCAACUGCUGAAUCUGUCUUCAUUUCACAGUCUUAAGGGUUAGCUUAAAAUUUUUUCCUGAGUUCUGGAGUUUGGUGGUGACUGGAUGACCCCGAUUUACAUAAUGUAGCCUUGACCUCAAUGUGAUGCAAAUGAGAAGUGGGUAACGAGGUGCCAAUCGCAGAGCUACCAGAAUGCAUUUCAGGGCUGCUUACAUCAGAAUGGAAAUCGUAGAAAUGAUGGCUUCUGUGGACGUGUGGCAUUAGUCACAGUUUACUGAUUUCUGACGUGACGUCUUCAUUCUCCUCUUUACUCUGACUAGCAGCCAACGCCACAGAGAUAAUCAUUUUAAAAUGUUCUAAAACAGACAAAAGCAGCAAAAUUUGCGAUUAGAAAUCUGUAAAUACAAAAUCAACUUAUCCGUUCAUUGACUAUUCAUUGCACCACAAUGUGCCAUGCCGUUUUACUGAGUCUCCUUUUCACAUGCAAAGGAGUCCCUUUAUUAAUUUCAUGAGGUGAAACACUGCAGAUAGUUUGGAAUUAUUGGUCACUGAUAGAUAUUUGAACCAGUACCUUCACAAUAAGGAUCUGCAGUGACUCUCUGCGACCCGUUUGUGCAUGUCACUAUAUCACAAAUCAAAUAAUACACUUUAGAUAUAAAGUAAUAGGAAAGGAAUUUGGUAGGAGUGGAACUAUGAAUAUAGUGUUGAUAAGAGAACCUUUGCAGUCAGGCGCCAUGGUAUAUUUGAAAAUGUUCCGUGUUGUUUCUCUCUUACUCCACAUUCUUGAACCAGGUUAUGUGGCUUCAGUGUAAAUGGAGCAUAGCCUGGUUUCUACUGUGCUCCUCCGUCUGUGCUACAGGAUCCGUGACCCCUAUCCAUUACAGGAAAACCUAUCGCUUGUACAAAGUAAAAACAAAGGAAGGGAGAAGGCCCGUGUGCAUGCAUGUGUGUGCACACAUAUUUGUAGCCAGGCUUUUGUGUUUGCAAUCAAUCAUUCAGCUACUGAGAGUACUUUACCUGUGCUAGUGCAACCUCAGCAGUCUGAGCCCCCAACCCCCAAACACACACACACACACACACACACACACACACACACACACAUGCAUUCACUGGCACUGAUGAUAGAGGCAGAAAGAACAUUUUUCCUUUCCUCUCACGCUGCCUAGUUAUACCAAUUCCCUCUGCAUUCCUCACACCAGUGCAGUCGAAGCUCAUACACAUCCACCCUGAUGCACACAAAAUAUGUGCACUCACACACACUCACACACACUCACACAGGCAUUAUUCUGACGGUCUGCUGCUGGGGAGGCAGAGCUCUGGUUUCAUUCAGGCUUCAGGCGACUUCUAGUCUUGUGUUUGCGUGCAGUGGCUACUGGGCGCUUGACAACAAAGAUAUCAUCUCAGGUGAGUCGUUUCAAUAACACUGAAGAUAAAGCAGUCUUUUUGUGACUGAGAUCUGGACAGAGGUCACAGAAAUAAAGAAACUGAAGGUAGUGACUUCAUAGUGGUAGCCACGUACAAGAGACAGAACCUCUGUAUAGUUAGGACUAAGUCACAUAUCUUGAGGUGGUGUUUGGUGCAUUUCUUAGUCCUUCAGACAGCACAAAGUUUUAUGUAGUUAUGCACUUUUUGCUCCUGACUAUGCACUACACUAUAGCACUUAAUAAAUGUUUACUUUUUACAUAGCUUUCAUUAAAAAUUUGCUCCAGUUGGAAGCCUCUACGUCCAUCUCCACAUGCCAUUUUAGUGGAAGAAAUUUGUCUUAUCAGGUAUAUUUAUGUUAUUUUAAUUGAUAUAUGUCCAAAAGUCUCUCCAAAGAAUGUGUUCCCAAUCAGUACGUUCCUUAUGAAGGGGAAUUAAAAGGAGAUUAGGAGCUGCACAAAGGGAUGGAGACCACUGCCGAUUGGGUGCAAGGGGUCAUUAGUGAAGGGGAUUGCAUUUCUGCCCCGUUCAUUCAGAAUUCCUACUCUCGCGUAGUGCCAUGCCUUUGUUCCUUCCCAUUAGCAGCGCUUUGACUUUAGUCCAUUUUCUUCUGCCUCAUUUCACAGAGUUUAGCGCUUUCACUGAGAAGCACGGUGACUUUUAGCUGAGAUGAGAAUUCCUUUUGUCCCUCAGGAAACUUACUGGGAGGAAGCAGCUGUAGAUUGUUGCUAUAUUGCUGCUGCUCUGUGGAUUUGUCAUUUCCUGUGUAGCUGGCCAGUACGAGGAAGCACAGUCCAACUUUUGCUGUAGAUUUUAACUGUGUUUCUCUCUCCACAGAAAAUUCAAGAUGAAGACAUGGAGAUAACAUUGCUGACUCUGGAUCAUUGUUUCUCCAUUUGAGUGGAUUCAGCUUCGAGCAUGCACACAUAGACCUAUAAACUAUAUUUGACAGAGUUUGUGUGGAGAUAAGUGGACGCCGGUCUUUUUCAGACACAGGAAUUUGGACUGAGCUUUCUCAGAAAAUGGCUACAACAGAAACCAAAGUUGCCGGCAGCGGCAGCACUGCAGGUCUGUCGUGGGCACGUGUCUGUAAGGAGUGUGGCCAGCAGCACGAGGGCCUGGACAGCCACCUGUACGAGUACCAGGACGAGGUGGAUGAUGAACUGGUUUGCCACAUUUGUCUGCAGCCCCUGCUCAGACCUAUGGAUACACCGUGUGGCCACACUUACUGCUUUCACUGUCUGAGCAACUUCUUGAAGGAGCAGGACUUCUGCCCUGUGGACCGCCAGCGGCUGCAGUUGCAUCAAUGUCGCCCCUCCAGCCUGCUGGUCAGAAACCUGCUGGACAAGCUGACAGUCAUGUGUCCUCACAGUGCAGAGUGCCAGCAGCAGAUGCAACGCUGUGAACUGCAGCCUCACCUGCACAACAGAUGUCCUGUUUUUAGAAGACUCAGAGAGGAGGCAGAGAAGAGGAAGAGGCCCUCGUGGAAUGAACUGAAGGGACGUAAAGGUGACGGGGAGACGUCUGGAGAUGCUAAACAUUCGGCGACACAGUCUCGAAAUCACGCCCGCGAUCAGCCUGAGCCUGGUCUCAUUAAUCCUGCCUAUGAGGAAAGUGAGGACGACAACACCCCCCUGCGAUCCAGUCUGGUGGCCGAGGCCAGCGUGGUGGAGCUGUUCAGAGACGAACCGGAGGAGGAGCUGGGCCUCCGCAGUGGGGGGAAAGACACACCGCUGGGAAACAUAGUCAUCCAGGAGAUAGUCCGAGACUCACUAGCUGCUCGUGAUGGCAGACUGGCCCCAGGGGACCAUAUUUUAGAGGUGAAUGACGUCAGUUUGGCUUCAGUUCCUCACGCCCGGGCCAUCACAGUGCUGCGGCAGCCUGCCCUCCUCAGGCUCACUGUCAUGCAGGAGAAAGGUUUCAAAUUAAGGGAUCAACGGUCGGAUCAUCACCUGUCCACUCCCGCCACUUCCACUGCCUCCCAACCCUCUCACAGUCCCCACGGCAACGCUACCUCCAAUCACAACCCCGGCACGGUCCUGCAGGUGACGCUGAUGAAGAGUCAGCGCACAGAACCGCUUGGCAUCAAACUCAUCCGCAAGUCAGAUGAGAGCGGGGUUUUCAUCCUGGACCUGCUGUCUGGUGGUUUGGCAGCCAAGGACGGAAAACUGAGGAACAACGACAAAGUGUUGGCCAUCAACGGACACGACCUGAGGCAUGGGACGCCUGAGAGCGCUGCCCAGAUCAUACAGGGCAGUGAGGUGCGUGUGAACUUUGUGGUGAUGAGACCUGCAGAGGCUCAGGAGGAAGGUGGAAGCAGCAGAGAUGGUCAACACAGCCGAGCAUCCAGGAGAGCGCCGGAGCCACAGUACUUCAGGCGCCGGUCCACCUACAUGAAGGAUCCUCCAGGUGGGUUUUCUAGUCAGGAGAAGACUGUGAGUCUGAAGAAGGAGCCCCGGCUCUCACUUGGCAUCACUAUUGCAGGAGGGAGGGAUUGUCGCAGUCGCCUGCCCGUUUACAUCACGAGUGUGCAGCCUGUUGGCUGUCUGCACCGAGAUGGUACCAUCAAAAGAGGUGAUGUUCUGCUGAGCAUCAAUGGAGUUGAUCUGACCCAGCUGACCUACAAUGAGGCUGUUUCUGUGCUGAAGGCUCAGACAGCUCAGUCCCAGGUGGUGCUCCGUGUCAUUCAGACCCUCUCUGAGGACUCCGAGGACGAUGCUGAAGCUAGCAGUAAGGACGAACUCGACUUUAUGGACGACCCGCGAGACGACGCUCUCAACUGGACACCGCUGUGGACUCGCUGGCUGGGCUUACCAAGUCACAUGCAUUGGUGUCGGGACAUCGUCCUGCAGAAGACAAACAACGAGAGCUGGGGCUUCAGUAUCGUUGGGGGCUAUGAGGAGAGCCAUGGGCAGCAGCCCUUCUUCAUUAAAACCAUUGUGCCUGGUACACCUGCUCACUUCGACGGGCGCCUCAAGUGCGGUGAUGAGAUUGUUGCGGUGAACGGAGCUACAACUGUGGGAAUGAACAACUCCUCUCUCAUCCCGAUGCUCAAACUGCAGAAGAAUAAAGUCACACUGACGGUAGUGUCUUGGCCAGGGAGUCUAGUGUAACAAAACACACUUUCUCUUUGACGUUUCUUCUUUUCUCUGUCACUAUUAGUUGAGCACACACACGUUGCCCUGUUUAGCUGCAUUCUUCACCGGGACGCUCGCUGUCCUUUCCAUAUGUCACUCGUUUGGUCACAUACUUUGUUAAUGUUUCUGAUCAGUUUUGUUACAGAGAACACGUGUGAACUUAAAGAGCCAUGCCAUGUAUGACAGAAAGGAGUAUAAUGUUUGUUUCAGUGCGCUCACAGAGCAGUUGACGGCACUAGCAGGGUGCAAAAAUGACGACAAUCAGUGCAUUAUAUGCUAAGAAUAAACUGGAAGGAUUGUUAUUUUUAAUCCUGUUUUAAAGCUGUGUGUAUAUUUACCAGUUCAAUAUCGUAUUAUUUGAUUAUCAUGAUUCACACAAACCGUGUACAAAGAUGAAACACAGUGAAUAUAUGUUGUGAUGAGGAAUUACUGAUGACAGAAUGGCUGCUGACUAUAAACCAAUGCCAAAGACAGAAAAUCUUCCUGACACGUGUGAUAUAUAAUCAAGUUAAAUGUUUGUACACUUUCAAAGCGUGCAACAGAGUGAUAUAACCUCUGUAAACUGAAUCAAGUCGACAAUAAGAAUAAAAUCAGCUAUAGCCACAGUGUGUUAUAGACGAGACUGUUAACUGGAGGGUUUUUGUGGAGAUGGGAAGGUUCAUUUUAAAGGGUCACAAUCUAAAAAUAUUUGACAUCCAGUCCUGUUGAAGUCAUAAAAAUAAACAGAAUCCCUUCUAAAAUUAACACAGAUCACUUAAUCAGAGUGGAACUGGUGGUAAACGGCUCAGGUACCAAAUUUAUGUUCGAUCUAUAACAGGAAACAAACUUGGUGAAAUCUGAGCUGCUCUAAAUAUGCUACUAAAUUCCAAAUCAAAAAUGCUGUUAAUCUGUAAAUGAAACAUUGACCCCCCUCUAUUGGCGCUCUGUAUAUAUUUUCAAAUGAUAAAAUGGCUCGUACUGAAUGACUAUUAAGCCUGAUGCCUUGUAGACAUUGAAGGAAAAACCAGAAUGUAUACUUGCCUUAAAUCGCCACUGUACCAAAAAUGCGUCCCCCUCCUCCAUUUUUUCCUUCCGUUCUGUACUGAUUAUUUUGUACGAAGGAGAAUGGCCUUGUUCAGAUACAUUUGUGUCAACACAUUCCCAGUGGCCUUGCUUGUGUCUAAAUGGAUGCAGGACUUAUUGAACAAUUCAGAGUGGCUGUGAAAUACGAAUAUACAACAGGUGGUAUGUGUGUUAGCCCGUCCACUGUUACAUUGUGUUCAAUAAAAUCGUAUCAAAUCA
Molecule: messenger RNA, 8162 nt
Organism: Acanthochromis polyacanthus (spiny chromis)
Lineage: Eukaryota; Metazoa; Chordata; Actinopteri; Pomacentridae
Gene: lnx2b
Product: ligand of numb-protein X 2b
Molecular function (GO): ubiquitin-protein transferase activity; protein binding; metal ion binding
Source: RefSeq, a predicted model, not a curated record